CCAACCGCCUCAACCGCCCUCCCCUCCCCCCCCGCCGCCCGCCCGCCCGCCCGCCCAGCCGGCGCCGCCCGCGCUGCCACACGCACCCCACUCCCGCACACGCCCGCGGGUGCCCGCGGCCUCUCGAGGGGGAAGCACAAGGAACUGAUCAAAACUCCAGGUAGAAGAUAAAUUUCAGAAUAAGAAGAAACUUGCAUACACUGGAAAAAUCACAGAAGGAUUGUGGAGAAGAAUCUAGAGUACCAGUUCUGGUAGGAAAAUGACUCGCCUGGCGCAGGAGCAGGAGUUACGAGCCAUGUCCCCGUGAGACCUCCAGAAUUAGGAGCAAAUGCCUGGAGAAGUCCCGCCGCACAGAGCAGCGCCGCAGCUCUUGUGAACCGCGGGCAUCGACACCUCUCGGACUUGCUCCCCUGGCCCCGAGCACUCUGCCAGCAUUUCCCACCCCACGAAUGGCUACUCAGAGGAAGCACUUGGUGAAAGAUUUCAAUCCUCAUAUCACCUGCUACAUCUGUAAAGGCUAUCUCAUCAAGCCAACUACAGUAACCGAGUGCCUCCAUACCUUUUGUAAGACUUGUAUUGUUCAACACUUUGAAGACAGCAAUGACUGCCCCAGGUGUGGCAACCAAGUGCAUGAGACCAAUCCACUAGAAAUGUUAAGGCUGGACAACACCUUAGAGGAAAUUAUAUUUAAGCUGGUGCCUGGACUUCGAGAACAGGAACUGCAGCGAGAGAUCGAAUUUUGGAAGAAAAACAAACCUCAAGAAAAUGGACAAGAUGAAAGCCCAAAAGCUGAUAAACCCAAAGUAGAUGAGGAGUGUGAUGAAAAUGAAGAAGAUAAAGACUAUCACAGGAGUGACCCACAGAUUGCUAUUUGCCUCGACUGUUUGCGCAACAAUGGGCAGUCAGGAGAUAAUGUAGUCAAAGGUUUAAUGAAGAAAUUUAUCCGCUGUUCUACUCGAGUGACUGUGGGAACUAUCAAAAAGUUUCUCAGCUUAAAAUUAAAACUUCCAAGUUCUUAUGAGCUGGAUGUACUAUGCAAUGGAGAAAUCAUGGGGAAGGAUCAUACUAUGGAAUUCAUCUAUAUGACAAGAUGGAGACUAAGAGGCGAAAACUUUCGGUGUCAGAACUGCUCAUCUUCGCAAGUCUGCUCACAGGAUGGCACUUUUUAUCAGUCUUACCCUAUGGUACUUCAGUAUCGACCUAGAAUUGACUUCGGUUAGACCAAAGGGCCAGAUCCCACUGAGAUGAAUCCUGCACUAUUUGUUUACCCAUCGACAGAUUGCACAAUGAAUGGAUGUGCCUGGAUUAGGGGGACACAACCAGAUUUUCAGCAUGCAAAUAAGGACAUUGUCUUUCUUAAAAUUGUCAGUUGCAUCUCUGUUGUUUCAAUUAGAGCAAGCCAAGUGCCAUUCUGCUACUGAAAUGUGCAUAAGAUAUUCGUGUAUCUUACGAGUGUGCUGCAAAUCAUAGCCAAAAUCAUGAAGUGUACAGUCAAGAUUCAAAAACUAUGGGAUAAUUUUGCUUGCGUGUUAGAAAAUUUUUCUGGUCCCAAUAUUGAUUACACUAGCAAAAUGGCAGAGUGCUCAUUCCAUGUGGUGUUGCAGUUUCACACACUUACUAUUUUACUGAAUAUUGUUGUUUAAAUCAUAGAGUACUGUACAAAUAACUAAGGAUUAUACCUUGAAAAUAUUUUGUAUAGAAAAUAUAUUUAGAAAAGUGGUGAUAGGGCCACUACCUUUUUCUUGAUAAGCUUCUCAUGGGUCCAGGUAUAGCUCACUCAUGAGUGUGCAACAGUCCUUUUGCAGUGAAUGAAGAUUAAUUACCCUUAACAAGAGAUGUAGAACAUGGUAAUUCAAAACAGUAAUUUUAAAUCUUCUAAAUAGAUUCUGCUAAUAUUGCUUAAAAGCAUCGCAGCCUUUGUGAUUGCACUUUUCUAUGGUUUCCCUGAAGAUUGGAAUUUGGGAUACUAGCUAUUUUUGGAAAACGGCUUCUGGUCAGAUUACAUUUCUUCUAAUAAAGCUUCCAUAAAAAUGAAGUUAAAAAUAAUGUAAAUGUCUAUGGAACAAAUAAAUUUCGCUAUAAGAUUACAACCAAGGCAAAAUUCUACAUAAUUACUGCCUUUCAUAGUAAGCAUUUCCUUUUAAGAUUGGUUGGAGGUAUAUAAUAUGCUAAGAAAAAAGUAAUAUGUAGCUUUAAUUACAUUAUAUAUCUCUUGUGACUAUCUGGAGUUUAGAAUUCAUUACAGAAAUUUUCAUUAGUUAAAGUCACAUCAUAAAACUAUUUCCAUAAAAUUAGAGGUAAUGCAAUACUGAAGAUAAGCAGUCUGACCAAAAUAAUUGUUCAGGUCUUUUUUUUUUCCUAAGGCCUGGUAGUGCUGGAUAAAAAGUGAUUGUUGCCUUAGGUAUUGCAAGCAUAAUGGUUCUAGUAUAGAAUGUUUAUUAGGGUUUCUGGUAAUGUUGCAGGGAGCAUAGUAAUGCAUAUGUUUUCUGUAGUCUUCCGUUGUCUUUGUUCUGCUUAAAAGUCAGCUGAGUUUUUCACUUCAAAUUCUGUAGAGAUACUUACAGUUCAGUACCUUUAUGUAAUUUCUACUUAAUACAUGCCUGCUAGUAUUGUAGAUAACUUUCUUAUGCUUUUUGCAUACAGCAAAAAGGAACCAAAUCAAUUCUUCAGAAGCUACUAUAGAGUGAACUAGUCAGAUAAGACAAAGUGAAAAUUCUAUCUUGGGAUCAAGUAUAAAAGAUAGAUGCAAGGCUGUAAUUCCUUUGUAAAUUUAUGUUCAUGUACAUUAGUGUGUUUCUGUAGGAGAAAUAAGCAUGUUGUGGAUUAAA
Molecule: messenger RNA, 2828 nt
Organism: Aquila chrysaetos chrysaetos
Lineage: Eukaryota; Metazoa; Chordata; Aves; Accipitriformes; Accipitridae
Gene: PCGF5
Product: polycomb group ring finger 5
Exons: 11
Coding region: 450-1220 (256 amino acids)
Biological process (GO): regulation of transcription by RNA polymerase II
Cellular component (GO): PRC1 complex
Source: RefSeq, a predicted model, not a curated record